Messenger RNA from Babjeviella inositovora NRRL Y-12698, 1215 nucleotides. RefSeq names its product proteasome regulatory particle lid subunit (gene RPN7). Gene Ontology annotation, cellular component: proteasome regulatory particle. Gene Ontology annotation, biological process: proteasome-mediated ubiquitin-dependent protein catabolic process. Gene Ontology annotation, molecular function: protein binding. The transcript has a single exon. Lineage: Eukaryota; Fungi; Ascomycota; Pichiomycetes; Serinales. The record is from RefSeq and is a predicted model, not a curated record. The coding region runs from base 1 to 1215 and encodes 404 amino acids.
AUGGAAGGUACCGAGAUCCCACGCAUUCCCGACUUCAAGCUCUCCGAACAGGUGUUCGUGUUGGCGAACCCCAAUGCCAUCGCCGAUGCCAACCGUCCACAGAAGCAGCAGCAAAUAGCUGCGAGCGUAUUAGCCGCCGUCACGGAGAACAACUUGGGCCCGUACUACAAACACAUUUCAGAGGAAUUACCGGCGUUUUUCCCGUUCGACGCACAGUUGCACGCGCAAUUGAAUGCCGCAAACGAAGAGCAGAUUGCCGAGUUGAAGCAGACGCUCAAAGAGGUGGAGGACGAAGACAAAGGUGAGAUGGAGACGUUGAACGGGUGGAUCAAGCUCGGGAACUACUACGCCGAGAUCGGAGACAAGGCCAAUGCCGUUGCCACGUUGAAGAAGGCGCAGGAGUUGGCGCCCAGCACUGGGAUCAAGAUUGACAUCUUGUUGACCAUCACGCGGGUCGGCUUCUUUUUCAACGACUAUCCGUUUGUGCUCUCGCACUUGAACGAGAUCAAGCUGCUCAGUGAGAAGGGUGGCGACUGGGAGCGCCGCAACCGCUACAAGACGUACUUGGGGCUCUACCACCUCGCCACCAGAAACUUUGGUGAGGCCACGAGCUUGUUGAUUGAUUCCUUGGCAACCUUUACAUCCAGCGAAUUGAUUGACUACGACCAAUUGGCGCAGUUUGCAAUCAUCGCGGGUCUCUUGUCCUUGGACAGGCCGGAGUUGAAGAAAAAGAUUAUUGACUCGCCGGAGAUCUUGGCCAUCUACUCGUCCGCCCUGCACUUGGAACCAUUGAUCAGCUUGACAAACGCGCUCUACAUCUCCGAGUACCCCGUAUUUUUCCGUUUGUUGAUGGACACGAAUGAUACCUUAGUCUUGCCGUCAAAGUACUUGUUCCACCAUUCGAACUUCCUUUUGAGAGAGAUCAGGGUUAAGGCCUACUCCCAGUUAUUGGAGAGCUACAAGUCAUUAUCGUUAAACUCGAUGGCGCAACAGUUCAGCGUGUCUGUCGCCUUCUUGGACGAGGACUUGUGCAAAUUCAUUCCGAACAAGAAGUUGAACUGCGUAAUUGAUAAAGUCAACGGCAUCGUCAUCACCAAUAGACCGGACAACAAGAACAACCAGUACCAGGCGUUGAUCAAGAACGGUGACCAAUUGUUGACCAAGUUGCAAAAGUACGGCGCGGCCGUCAAGUUGAGCGGUGCCGAGAGGAUUUAG